Molecule: messenger RNA, 2165 nt
Organism: Spinacia oleracea (spinach)
Lineage: Eukaryota; Viridiplantae; Streptophyta; Magnoliopsida; Caryophyllales; Amaranthaceae
Product: mannose-6-phosphate isomerase 2
Exons: 5
Coding region: 554-1966 (470 amino acids)
Biological process (GO): GDP-mannose biosynthetic process; carbohydrate metabolic process
Cellular component (GO): cytosol
Molecular function (GO): mannose-6-phosphate isomerase activity; zinc ion binding
Source: RefSeq, a predicted model, not a curated record
ACAACCCAACUGCCCAUUUCCCCCCCAUUUUUCACCCCACCGACCCUUUCAUUCAACUUCAUCGUCGUCUUCUUCCUCUUUCUCUCUCCAUAAUCUCAAAUUCAAACCCCAAUUACACAAUUCCUCAACACAAAACCCCCUUAAUUGAUACUUUUCUCCCAAAUUAUACCUUCCAAUUUACUCAUCUCUUUCUCUCUCCUACGAUACCACACAAAAAACCCAUCCUCUGGAUCUCAUCUUCAACUCUUCUCUCUCUUUCUACACAUCAAUUUCUCACUUUUUUCUUCUAUAUAAAACCCAAACAUUAAGUUUAACAAUGACACACAUAUUCCAUUGUUUCGAAUAUACCCUCUUCUCAUUUCUCUCCCCUCUUUAACAAUUUGUCAAUUUAAUCGAUUUCUUCUCUUUUUCAAUUGAUUCCCUCCCUAAUAUCACUUCACUACAUCAUCUGCAUUUGUGGGUAUCAUUCAAUUUUAAGUAAUUUUGAUCAGAAUCCGGUCUUUUCCAUUUUAUUUUCCGGGUUUUGGUUGAAUUGUUGUUGGGUUUUUCCCCAAUGACUAGCGAGUUUGCAGAUGAUGUAUCAUACUUGACUUUUCUGCCCAUUUCUUUAAUUUUCGUUGUAAUUUGUUUGGUUUCGUUGUUGAAGAAGAAGAGUAAAGCGGUAAUGGCGGUUGUUGAUAAUGGGUUUUUUCGGAAUGAGCAGAAGCUUCAAAGGCUCAAAUGCUCUGUGAAAAAUUAUGAUUGGGGUAAAAUUGGGAGCGAUUCUGAGGUUUAUAGAUUGUUUAGCGCCAAUUACGAAGGUAAUAAAUUGGAUCCAAACAAACCCUAUGCUGAAUUUUGGAUGGGAACCCAUGAAUCUGGUCCAUCUCAUAUGGCCAAAAAAGGGAAAGUUUCAGGAAAUGUGAAUAAUGGUGGUGACACUCUCAAGUCUUGGAUUGAGAAGAACCCUAAUGUGCUUGGUCGUAAGGUUGUUGAGAAGUGGGGUUAUGAUCUACCCUUUUUGUUUAAGGCGUUGUCGGUCGCAAAGACAUUGUCAAUACAAGCUCACCCUUGUAAGGAGUUGGCAAAGAAAUUGCACAUUAAGGACCCCAGUGUUUAUAAGGAUGGCAAUCAUAAGCCAGAAAUGGCUCUUGCAGUAACAAAGUUUGAGAUCCUUUGUGGAUUUGUUGGUAUUGAGGAACUCCAAAAAAUUCUGAAAGGUGUUCCAGAAAUAUCACAGUUAGUUGGUGCUGCAGUUGUGGAUCAACUGCUGAACAUCACCCCUGAAGAUGAGGAGGGUGCUGUUAAAGCUGCCUUGAAACAACUGUUCACUCAAAUCAUGUCAGCAAGUGAGCACGUGAUUGCUGAGGUUCUGUCUCAAUUGGUUCCUCGUUUGAGGAAGAAGGAUGCGUUAACAUCAGAGGAGAAGCUGGUCCUACGGCUUGAAAAGGAGUAUCCAGGUGAUGUGGGGGUGCUAGCAGCUUUCCUCAUGAACUAUGUAACGUUAAACCCUGGUGAAGCCUUGUGCUUGGGGGCAAAUGAACUACACGCAUAUGUAUCUGGUGAUUGCAUCGAGUGUAUGGCAACUUCAGAUAAUGUUGUUCGGGCCGGUUUGACUCCUAAGAAGAGGGAUGUUAAGACUUUAUGUGAUAUGCUCACAUACAAAGUGGGCCGACCUGAUAUACUUAGGGGAUUCAGCGUAGAGGGUACUGAUGGACGCACAAAAAGAUACCGUCCUCCAUUUGAAGAGUUUGAGGUUGAUCACUGUGAUCUUCCUGAAGGGACAUCGACCAAGUUUCCUGCAAUGGGCGGUCCAUCCUUAUUUUUGGUCACCGAAGGGACUGGAAUAAUAAGAACAACCUUUUCAGUGGAGAUGGUCAGAGUAGGCGAUGUGUUAUUUGCACCAGCAAACACGAAGAUAAGCAUAGAAUCUUCAGGUAGAAGGUUUCAACUCUACCGAGCUGGAGUUAACAGCAAAUUUUUGUGAUCACAACCCAAAAGCUGCUUAGCAUAUUAUUCAGAAAUUCUUUUGGCAGCCCCUCUCGCGCAUCAUAAUUUCACUAUUUUGAGAUUAAUGUAUGUAUUAUAUAUUUGUUGAUUUUAGCAAAUAGGGCUUCUGUUGUACACAUGCUACCACAAAAAGAAUAUAGUAAAAAGUAGUAAGAGAAAUUUCUUACGUUCAUAAA